UAACCACAAUCUUUGAUCCACAACUAUUAAAGAUGGACAACUGGAAUUCACAGCUGUUUAAGCAUCAAUGUAUCGAAUAAAUCGACUGAAUUAGGGAACAACAAAAAACCACCAACUACUUAUCUUAUUAAUAUUUGUAAAAGCCACAAGCUCAGUGGUAAACAACAUAGCGAGAGUAAGUAAACGAAUUGUGAGUGCUCCGAUUCGCCUGCUCGGAAAAUAAAGCUCUGUCAGCAAACAAUAAAAGUGACGCUCUUUGUUAAGUCAUUCGUCGCUCACCACCUGCCAAAGUGCAGCAUUUUGCACUGUGUCAUUAACAAUAACAACGUCAGACAUAAUACAAUUCAGCAACAUUGCGACGUCUCAAAAUCAGUGCAUCAUUUAUCACACACACUCUGCCAUGCCAUCCAACUGAUUGCCAUUGCCAAUAAGAUGCGUGGAAUUGAGGGCAAAGUUGUUGUGCUAGGCUCGCGAGGUGUUGGCAAAUCUCGUUUGGUCAUUAAGUAUAUUAAAAAUGCUCUGCAUCGCAGCGAGGAGCCGACGAUAGCUGUCUCCUUUUUCACCUGCAACAUCAUAUUGGAUGAUGUCAAGAUCAAAUUACAGAUCUGGGAUACCGCUGGACAGGAGCGCUUCAGGGCCGUUGCACCCAUGUAUUAUCGCAAUGCGAACGCUGCCAUUUUAGUGUUUGACCUGACACAAUAUAAGACAUUUACCGAAAUCAAAUCAUGGAUACAGGAGCUGCAUCGCAAUGUGCAGGAUCCGAUGAUACUGACGCUGGUUGGCAACAAACUGGAUAUGGAGUCACAGCGAGCUGUCUCCCGCGAUGAGGCAUAUCUGUUUGCCAGCUCGAUUGGUGCCAACUACUUUGAGACAUCCACCGAAACGGACCAGGGACUGGAGCAGGUGUUCCUGUCGACAGCACUGGGCCUAGUGCGGCUGGCCGACGAGGGCAAGAGUCACUCCUUGCGCUCCUUUGAGUCGACCGACUCGCUCUUCUACACCAACGGCAACACGGCCUUCAGCUACACGGCCGCUGCACUGGCGCGCAACGAGGAUAGCGCUGCUUUUCGCCUGCCCUAUGUGCAUAUAGGGAUACCAGUGGAUGGGCAGGAUGUGAAGACGACGGGCGAGGGCCGUCUCGAGACGCCCUCGUGGGCAAUCGAGCACAUUGCCCUGGGCCAAGCGGAAAGGCCGCGCUGGUGCUGCUACUGAACAAAACCAGCCAGAGAACUGACAACCAUUUUCUCAACCAUUGUGAUGUUAAUUAAACAGGUUUACCUUUAGUUAUGCACCUGCACUCGAAUUCGAAUCGGCUAAGCAAUCGAAGCCAAAUAGAAGACCACCCGUGAACACAAACACACACAAAGUAACAAGAAACAAAAACACAAAUAAAACUGAUAGAUUGCCGAGCACUGGCCUCGACCACUGGCAACGGGUGGCAACCAAUAGACACAUCCAAAUCGCGGCUGCUAGUCGUAAGCUAAUUGUAAGCUUAGUCAAUAAGUAUAACCAGCAAAUGCCUAAUGUAUAUUUUAUUUAUGAAUAUUAACAAGCAGCAGCGUCGCUUAAAGCUUACUUGACUCAAACGUCGCUAACGUUCUUCAUUUCAACGCACGCCGGACGCCGGGCCGGUCGGUUGGGUGUAAUCACACACAAUUCAUGUACAAACACACUUUAUACAACAAAUAUAGAUAUGUAUAU
This is a messenger RNA of Drosophila hydei, 1701 nucleotides long. It is a transcript of the gene RabX1, whose product is annotated as ras-related protein RHN1. Gene Ontology annotation, molecular function: GTP binding; GTPase activity. The record is from RefSeq and is a predicted model, not a curated record. NCBI's taxonomy places the organism in Eukaryota, Metazoa, Arthropoda, Insecta, Diptera, Drosophilidae. The transcript has 3 exons. The coding region runs from base 433 to 1212 and encodes 259 amino acids.